Messenger RNA from Blepharisma stoltei, 770 nucleotides. The record is from the annotation of a GenBank genome assembly. Lineage: Eukaryota; Ciliophora; Heterotrichea; Heterotrichida; Blepharismidae.
AUGCCUAAUUACGGUGACCCGGAAUACUGGGAAAAGCGCUAUGCUGAACAAGAAGGCUCUACAUUUGACUGGCUUGAAGACUAUCGCAGCCUUGCCCCUAUAAUCAAUGAAAUAGCUCCUAAGACUGCAAAAAUCUUGAUUUUAGGGUGUGGCAACGCAGAAUUAGGUGAAGAUAUGUAUCAUGACGGCUUCCAAAAUAUCGAUAAUAUUGACAUCUCCAGUGUCGUUAUCAAGCAAAUGGCAGAAAGAAACAUUGACAAGCCUACCAUGACUUGGAGUGUCCAGGAUGUCAGAGACAUAAAAUUCCCAAGUAAUACAUUUGAUUUGGCCAUUGACAAAUCUACAAUAGACGCUUUACUAUGUGGAGAUGAUGCUUAUACCUUAUAAUAGAAAAUUUAUUAAAUGAUUUUUUUAUAUAUAUUUCUGCAUGCAUUGAAAGUAAUUAAAUAUAUUUAAAUGUCGCAAGAAUGACUAAAGAAAUUCAAAGGGUUUUGAAAACUGAUGGAUUUUAUAUGGCAAUUUCGUAUGGAGCGCCUGAGUCUAGACUUGAGCAUUUUGAGAUGGAGCAUUUACUAUGGGACGUUUCUAAUCAGAUUAUUGGGGAAGAAACCACAAACCCUCAUUGGGUUUAUCUUUGCAAGAAAAAAGAAGGCGCUGAGCGCGUGUGUGAGGAAAAAUGGGAGGAAGUCGAAAAUAAAUUGAGAGAUGACGAGCCUCAAGAGAACGGUGAAGAAGACCCUACUGAUGAAGUUAAUGAUAUCGUUGAAUAA